AUGUCGGAUGUGUCGAACUCCUUCUCAGCUUGGGAGACCCUGCCGGAGGAAGAACCUCCGUUGUGCAUCGCAGAUAGGGUGACAUCUCAUGUCCAGGAGCGGAUCGAUGCGGUUAAAAUAGCGCAGCAGAUCGCAACCUUUAAUGGUUACAUUGCUGAUGUACCUCGUAGGCCAGCAGUUGCCAACGCCUUAGAAUGGACGCUCAAGUACUUCCCUAGCAAAGCAUGCUUCAGCAUGGCUCACCAGGCACCUCACACCUCCGAUAGGCGACUCCUCUGGCGAUUCCGUCCCACAAAGACACCAUUAUGA
Necator americanus (New World hookworm) is the source of this 309-nucleotide messenger RNA. RefSeq lists its product as uncharacterized. The coding region runs from base 1 to 309 and encodes 102 amino acids. The transcript is spliced from 3 exons. The record is from RefSeq and is a predicted model, not a curated record. NCBI's taxonomy places the organism in Eukaryota, Metazoa, Nematoda, Chromadorea, Rhabditida, Ancylostomatidae.